UUUAUAUCUCUCAAAGUUUCUGAGACUUUGCUCAUUUUGUUCUCCAUCUACAACUAUCCGUUUUACCUCUGUGUCGCAUGCAAACCCACUUUUUCGCAUUCGAUCAAUUUGUUUGUUUCAGCAGCAAAAACCUGGAAGAUCCUGACCAUCGUUGUGGCUUUUCCCGGCGUCGGCGUCUGCAUGGCCAACGCCUUCAUGAAGGCGCAGGAACAUGAGCAGCCCGAAUUUGUUCCCUAUUCACACCUGCGCAUCCGCUCCAAGAAAUUUCCUUGGGGCGAUGGAAACCACACGCUGUUCCACAACUCUCACGCAAACGCUCUUCCUGAAGGUUACGAGGGCUCAGAUCACUGAUCGUUAUUAUUGAUUAUCUGAGCUGCUUCAAAUACGCCGACCUGCACCGCCAACAAUAAAACAACUUCAUCCUGGAUUAAGCUGCUUCUGUUUUCUCCUGUAAUAAAACAUGCAUCAAGCAUCAGAUAUCCAUUAUA
Poecilia latipinna (sailfin molly) is the source of this 488-nucleotide messenger RNA. RefSeq names its product cytochrome c oxidase subunit 6A, mitochondrial-like. Gene Ontology annotation, biological process: mitochondrial electron transport, cytochrome c to oxygen. Gene Ontology annotation, cellular component: respiratory chain complex IV; mitochondrial inner membrane. Gene Ontology annotation, molecular function: enzyme regulator activity. Lineage: Eukaryota; Metazoa; Chordata; Actinopteri; Cyprinodontiformes; Poeciliidae. The record is from RefSeq and is a predicted model, not a curated record. The transcript has 2 exons. The annotation marks the transcript as partial.